UGACAGAAGGAAGACCGACUCGCGGCGUUGGAAGGAUGCUUUUAUGAGGCCUUCAAAUUCAGAGCGUCGUUGACAGAAACCCCAAGGCCACCUUGCGUCCAUCAUGGCACUGGUUCAGGCUCCGCCCAUCCCCAUGGAACCUCACAACCUGGGCCAUGGCGCACGCUCCCGUAGACGACACCGCUCGGGCCCCUCCCCGCCAAUCAACGUGCCGGCGACCGCCGCUCUGGACCUCACGGCACGCGGCUCCCGGGACCGCCGGGCUCGACGGGGAACCUCCUUACCUGGCUCGGAGUCUCCUCAGGAGCGUUUCCUGUACAACCGCAGUCCUCCGGCGCUGAGGAUGUCCGGCCGAAGGCAGGAGAGGUGCGAGUAUGUGGAUGACUGGAACGACCAAUGCGCGGCACCCGCCAGUCCGACGAGAUACCAAGACGAGAUGAAAGAGGGCUUGAAUGGGAAUGUUGGAGGACCGCCGCCCAAACUGAUACCCGUGUCAGGAAAACUGGAAAAGAACAUGGAGAAAACAGUGCUGCGGCCCACCGCUUUCAAACCCGUGAUCCCCAAGAGCCGUGGCGCCAUGCAGUACCUCUCCCCCCGUCACGGUGGCAACAUACCGGAAAGCCAAAAUACGCCGCUGCGCACCGCCCACCGCGACCUAUCGCCCUCCGCCUCAGAGAGACGCAGCUCGUACAGCGCAGGGCGGAACGGCGGCGGCGGGAGCAGCGGCCACUCCUGCUCGGUGUCCGACUCGGGACGCAACUCGCUCUCCAGUCUGGCGGGGGGAGACGGGCCGGCGGUAGCAGGGGGUCACCCAGAGGCGAUCAAAGGCACCUCCUCCGCGGGCAUCCACGGACACUCCAACUCUGACAGCGGCCGCUCAUCUUCCAGCAAGAGCACCGGCUCCGGGUCCGUCAGCGGCCGGGGUCAGCCGCUGUCGGACUGCGGGUCCGGCGGGCGCUCGCCGGGGCUGGUGGACGGUUAUGAGGGCAUGGUCAGGGACCUGGAAGACAAGCUGAGAGAGAGAGAGGCGGAGCUUCAGCUACUCCGAGACAAUCUGGACGACAACGAGGCCGCCAUCUGUCAGGUCUACGAGGAGAAGCAGAAGCGUUUUGAGCUGGAGCUGGAGGAGCUGCGGCAGAGCUGCGCCACCAGGAUGCAGGUGGCCUCCCAGAAGGCACAGCGAGCCCAGCAGGUGCUUCAGAUGCAGGUUCAUCAGCUCCAGCACGAGAAGAAGAAGCUGCAGGAGGACUUUGCGCAGCUCCUCAAGGAGCGGGAGCAGCUGGAGGAGCGCUGCACGUCCUACGAACACGAUAAAAUCCAGAUGGGCCCGAGACUGGAGGAGACCAAGUGGGAGGUGUGCCAGAAGUCUGGCGAGAUCUCUCUGUUGAAACAGCAGCUGAAAGAGGCGCAGGUGGAGCUGGCCCAGCGGGCGAGCGAGGGCGCGUCACUGCGGGGGCAGCUGCGCGACGCCCGCGGCGAGCUGAGCAACACCCAGGCCCUCCUGCAGGAGGCCGGCGCCACCGCUCGCGCCCGCGCCGCUGAGCUGGAGGUGUGCGAGAAUGAGCUGCAGCGGCGCAAGAGCGAGGCCGAGCUGCUGCGGGACAAGGCGGCGCGGCUGGAGAGCGAGUUGGCGCACCUUCGGGAGCCAGACGGAGAGCGGGACGCGCUCCGGUGCCUGGCCGAGCGCAUGCGGGGGGAGUUGGCUCUGGAGAGGCAGCGGGCCGAGAGGCAGGCAGGCGGUUUCGAGGAGGAGCGGCGGACGUGGCAGGAAGAGAAGGACAAAGUGCUGCGCUAUCAGCAGCAGCUCCAGCAGAACUAUGUGAGCAUGUACCGACGCAAUCGCCAGCUGGAGCACCUCUUGAGGGACCUCAGUCACGAGCUGGAGAGCCGAGACCAUGAUGACGACGACGGCAGCGGCAACGAAGUCGUAUUUGAUGAGGUCGCCGCCACCGAAAUUUGAUUUUUUUUUUUUUUUUUUUUUUUUUUUUUUUUUUUUUAACCUCACAGGG
Molecule: messenger RNA, 2009 nt
Organism: Hippocampus comes (tiger tail seahorse)
Lineage: Eukaryota; Metazoa; Chordata; Actinopteri; Syngnathiformes; Syngnathidae
Gene: lzts2b
Product: leucine zipper, putative tumor suppressor 2b
Exons: 6
Coding region: 104-1960 (618 amino acids)
Biological process (GO): negative regulation of canonical Wnt signaling pathway
Source: RefSeq, a predicted model, not a curated record